CCAUCGCUAUGGUCGUUUACAUUGCGCUCAAAAUACUUUUGGGCUUAAGCUCGCUACUAAACCCAGUUCAGGCGGUAAUUAAAGACGAUAUCUAUGGACUGAUUGGACUUGUGCCUACACAAUUAAAUGGAAGCCCUUUGGAUUUCGAUAAGUGGACUAAAGACAUCAGUUUGUCACUGAAUGAAGAGCAGCAACAGCGCGUGGCAUGGAAUAUUCCCUGGUCGGAUAUUUUAGAGACACAAAAAUCACCGCAAGAUCUGCAAAGCCAUAUCAAUACCGGAAAUCCCUUCAAGCUGAAGCUUUGGAUGAGCUUUUAUUGGCACCUUAGACGUUUCCGUCUUCUGAACGAGAUUCUUCUCUCUAACUUUGCCCUGGAAUUGAGGAACCUCAAGAGUAAUCAUCCAGAUCAGUGGAACAAUAAUCUCCAAAACAUGUUGCAGAGUUUACCAAGACCUCUGAGGCUUCUGGUGAAAACCAGUCGCUUGUGUCUCGAACACAAGAAGGAACUUUUCUAUAUAACUGCUGGAAAUCAACUGGAAUUGGGCGCCAAUAGUAACUGCAGCAUUUGGGAGGUUAAGGAGGAGAACAAGGAACACUGGCUGAGGCUCGUGAAUGUCUGCGAUGAUAAGAGCUAUUUCUUCAUCACCAUGUUAUCACAAGGUGCAUCACAUGUCCUGUUUAGUGCGCCUAACUAUGUGGCAAAAGCUUUUUGUGUGCUAAAGGCCCGACCCGCUGAAGGAGCCGGCUGCAUAGUUGUAAAAUUCCUGUAAACAAGCCGGACUGCCACAGCUGUGGCAUGCGGCAUGUGGCAACUGCAACUGGCAACACACACACUCCCUGGCCAACGCACACUGAUUCAAAUGAUCCCGCCAACAAUUGCGGCACUAAACUGGCUGCACGGGUUGCCGAAGGAAUUCAUCUCGAAACAGUUUUUGAAUGCCACAAAAUUUGUUCUAAUUUUUAGAAAGCUUUUACAAAACACUUUUAAAUAAAUAAAAGCA
Drosophila mauritiana is the source of this 1001-nucleotide messenger RNA. RefSeq lists its product as uncharacterized. NCBI's taxonomy places the organism in Eukaryota, Metazoa, Arthropoda, Insecta, Diptera, Drosophilidae. The transcript is spliced from 2 exons. Bases 9 to 770 code for a protein of 253 amino acids. The record is from RefSeq and is a predicted model, not a curated record.